Eupeodes corollae is the source of this 2192-nucleotide messenger RNA. RefSeq names its product protein ABHD18. The transcript has 8 exons. NCBI's taxonomy places the organism in Eukaryota, Metazoa, Arthropoda, Insecta, Diptera, Syrphidae. The coding region runs from base 372 to 1946 and encodes 524 amino acids. The record is from RefSeq and is a predicted model, not a curated record.
CAAUAGGAGCGCAAUAAAAAUAAGAGUGGAUGUAACAUAAAAGAUCUAGAUCAAUCAUCAAUUUAGAUACAAUUUUAUUAUAUUGCGCUUCAGUGUUUACACACAAUAUUGUUGAUUAGCAACGUUAAAAGUUUGUUCUUUGAAAUUGUGCAAUGUAUGCUAAUUUGUUGUUUUUUUCGCAAUAGAAUCUGAAUUCUGGACCCAGUGGUAGCACCUAGGUCUUGUUGGGCGGGUAUUGAACUGCAGUGCAAGUUACAAUAAUUUUAACCUAACUUUUGUGUUUUAUAGGUCAACCAAGAGGAGAUAUUAUUUUGCAUUUUUGAAUUUGCUUAUUGUUCUUAAGCACAAAAAUAAAAAAAAGAGCCACCAUCAUGCCACCCAGUCGCCUCGAUAGUAUUUAUCGAAGACUAUUGAUUACACGAUUUUUUGAAAAAGGAUGGGGCAAACCAGAGAACUUGCAAAGACUUUUUGAAUUCCGCAAAACUAUGUCACGACGAGAGAAAUGCUUCAAAUUAGUUCCGCCCGAUUAUCCAAUCGAAAUAACAAAGAAAGACAAGUACACAGAUUGUACAAUUCUUGAAGGGAAUUUCAAAACUCCUUUUGAAUUUCAUUUACCUGGAUUAGUACCGAAAGAAUCGCAUAAAGCUUAUUUUCAAGUUAUAUUGCCAAAUAAAUGGGCUGACGAAAAGCACAAACCAAUGUGCAUUCACUUGGCUGGUACAGGUGACCAUUAUUUUUGGCGAAGGAGAAAUUUAAUUGCUAAGCCAUUGCUUAAGGAAGCCAACAUUGGUGGUAUCAUCUUGGAAAAUCCAUUCUAUGGACUUAGAAAGCCGGAAAAUCAAGUGCGGUCCAAUUUGCGGAAUGUCUCUGAUAUUUUUGUUAUGGGUGGUUGUCUAAUUCUCGAGUGCCUUGUGUUGUUGCAUUGGUGUGAAAGAAAUGGUUAUGGUCCUUUAGGCGUGACAGGAAUGUCAAUGGGUGGCCAUAUGGCAUCUUUAGCGGCUACAAAUUGGCCAAAACCUCUUGUUUUGGUCCCCUGUUUGUCGUGGUCUACAGCUGCUGCAGUAUUUACCACGGGUGUUAUGAGUCACUCUAUCAAUUGGGACAUGUUGGAAACACAAUAUUUUGCUGAUGGACAAUACCGGGAACGUCUUUCGAAAAUGGUAACCAUAAUCGAUGACGCAUUUACAGCGGGAAAAAAGUUCAUCAAAGACUUUAAUCAGUCGAUUAAUGAACUCAAAGAAGACAUAAAAGAAGUUAGAAAAAACGAACUCGGAUUUAUUGAGGAGAAUCAUCAAUUUUUAAGAGUUAAUAAGGAGAAUUCAUUUGACUUGGAGAAGCGAAUGCAAGGUAAUAUAAUUCCUUCCUACAAGCUAUUACAGACUGAAGGCAAUGACCUUGAUGCAAAAUCUCAAAAAACAAAAUAUGACCUAGAUAUGAGCGAAAACAAGGCUCUAGAUAUUUAUAACAAACAAGAAUUACAACCCGCUACCCUGACCACAAAGCUUAUGAAUUAUAUUUACCCUCAAUCAAGUUUGGAAAAUGUGAAAAUUGACAUUUCUAAGACGAAUUGGUGGGAACGGGAAGCCUUACAAUUUAUGCGUGGGGUAAUGGAUGAGUGCACGCAUCUGAAGAACUUCUCUGUUCCAUUCGAUACUUCGUUGAUCAUAGCUAUUUGUGCUAAAGAUGAUGCAUACGUUCCACGAGAAGGAUGUACAAGUCUGGAAGAAAUUUGGCCAGGUGUUGAAGUAAGGUACUUGAAUGCCGGCCAUGUGAGUGCUUAUAUUUUACACCAAAAAUUAUUUAGAUCAAGCAUUAUUGAGGCCUUUGAGAGAGCUAAGAAAAAAGCUGAAGAGCAAGAGUCUGAACUAUGUUUAAAUGAGGAUAUAAAACCGACUGUGACUUAUGAGGAGCUUCAAAAAAGAUAUGAAAAAAUAAUAUUUUCUUAACAAGAAUAUAUUAUCAAUAACUUUACAAUACCAAUUUUAUUAUCAAGAUUUUAAUCUCUAAAUUUUUCUACUAGUUUUUUCAUCGAUGAUUUAUAAAUCUGCUGCUGGGUAAUGUUAUCUUUUUGAAAGUGCGUUAUUUACAAUAUUUUUAACUUUUGUGAUAUAAAGAUAAAUAAUAAUUAGUCUACAAAAAAUAUAUAUACCGCUUGAAAAUGUAUUCUUAAAUAAAUGGUUACAUUUGUUUAA